Thlaspi arvense is the source of this 1050-nucleotide messenger RNA. Lineage: Eukaryota; Viridiplantae; Streptophyta; Magnoliopsida; Brassicales; Brassicaceae. The record is from the annotation of a GenBank genome assembly.
AUGAUGCAGACUUGUUGUAUCCAUCAAUCGUUGAGCUUCCCUCACAGGAUUGUUCCAAGGUGUGAUACAUCCAUCGGUAUUAAGCCCUUGAAAGCUUGUAAAGUUGGGUUCAUCGGGAAAAAUCAGUCUUUGGGGAUCUCGAAUCUUAUACGGCAGAGAAGAUUAUACGUGAACUUGAAUGCUAAUGACGGUCACCCAUCAAUGUCUACGUUGGAGGAAACCUCCACUGAGAACAGCUCGCCGACGCCAGAAGCCGAGCUUCCCUUCAGCAAAUGGUCGCCGUCUAAGUACUUAUGGAGGGGUUUAUCAGUCCCAAUCAUAGCAGGACAAGUCGUUCUCCGGAUACUAAAAGGCAAGAUCCACUGGAGAAACACUCUUCAACAGCUCGAGAGAACCGGACCGAAAUCUCUAGGAGUUUGCCUUCUGACUUCAACAUUCGUUGGCAUGGCCUUCACAAUCCAGUUCGUUAGAGAAUUCACCAGACUUGGCCUUAACAGAUCCAUCGGAGGCGUCUUGGCUCUGGCCUUCUCUAGAGAGCUAAGUCCGGUCAUCACAUCGAUCGUUGUUGCCGGACGAAUGGGAAGCGCGUUUGCAGCGGAGCUAGGGACGAUGCAAGUCUCGGAGCAAACCGACACGCUCCGUGUUUUAGGAGCAGACCCAAUCGAUUAUCUGAUCACACCGAGAGUCAUCGCUUCGUGCCUUGCUCUACCGUUUCUGACCCUCAUGUGUUUCACUGUCGGGAUGGCUUCGAGUGCUCUGCUCUCUGACGCGGUCUACGGGAUUAGCAUCAACAUCAUCAUGGACUCGGCCCAUCGAGCGCUUAGACCAUGGGACAUUGUGAGCGCCAUGAUUAAAUCUCAGGUGUUUGGAGCUAUCAUAUCGGUGAUUAGCUGUUCUUGGGGAGUUACCACAACGGGAGGUGCUAAAGGUGUCGGAGAAUCUACAACUUCUGCAGUUGUCAUGUCUCUUGUCGGAAUCUUUAUUGCGGAUUUUGUGCUUUCUUCCUUCUUCUUUCAAGGUGCUGGAGAUUCUUUAAAGAACUGUGUGUGA